Molecule: messenger RNA, 774 nt
Organism: Ectocarpus sp. CCAP 1310/34
Lineage: Eukaryota; Phaeophyceae; Ectocarpales; Ectocarpaceae
Source: the annotation of a GenBank genome assembly
UGACUGUGCGUUCUGCCGCAUGCACGGACGUGUGCGCCGCACGAGCAGAUACGAGAAGGACGGGUUCAGCAUGGGCGGCGGGGGCGGCAGCGCUGACUACGCGUACAUGCUCCUCUUCGGCUUCGUGUGCAUCGAGGCGUCGCUGCUGCUUCUCUUCUACCAGCCCUUCAUGAUCUUCACGGAGGCAAUCAUGUUCUAUAUCUGCUACGUCUGGAGCCGGAAAAACCCCGGCAUGUCGGUCAGCUUCUGGGGCAUUCACAUAAACGCUCUGUACGUCCCCUGGGUGAUGAUCGCGAUGAGGGUGGCUAUCGGCGCGAGCAUCUUCAUGGCCCUCCUCGGCAUCGCGGUCGGCCACCUCUUCUACUUCCUCGUCGACGUGCUGCCGGACCUGCACGAAAUCGAUCUGCUCCAGACACCCCAGUUCCUGGUCAACAUGCUGGGCUGGGGCCGCGAGGGAUCGGGCGUCACGAUGCAAGCAGGUGGCGGAGGGGCGGCGGCGGGUGCUAGGGCAGGGGCUGCCGGGGUGCCCGCCCCGGGUGUCGUUCGACCGCCGCGGGACAUCCCUCGAACCGGGGGAGGGUCGGGUUGGGGGACCGGGAGGACGCUAGGCUCUUCCUGACCUAACUUCGAAGAACCCACCGAAGAAAAGCGAGCCUUUCGCUGCCCAGACUGUGUGGCAGAUUGCCGUUCUGAGCAGUGAAAUAUUUCGGACCGACUUUGUGUAACAUUCCGUGCAUGCAUGGUGGGGUGGUGGGCACUCUUGUAUUGCCUCUU